AUGUGUGUUUGGGCAGAUGCCCGAAGUAGAGCUAUGUAUGAAUCAUUUGGAGAUGUGAUUACAUUUGACACAACAUACCUGACUAAUGCCUACAAGAUGCCCUUUGCACCGUUUGUAGGUGUGAAUCACCAUGGUCAGUCAAUCCUAUUCGGGUGCGGAUUGAUAUCUAAUGAGGAUGCACAUACCUUUGAGUGGUUGUUUAAGUCAUGGUUGAAGUGUAUGAAGGACCAAUCACCAAGUGCAAUCAUCACAGACCAAGACAAGGCAAUACAAAUUGCAAUUGCUAGAGUGUUUCCAGCGUCUAGGCAUCGCUUCUGCUUGUGGCACAUAGUGAAAAAACUUCUUGAGAAGUUUAGGUCACAUGCUCGAUAUGAUGAGAUUAAGAGUGCACUACAGAAAUGCGUGUAUGACUCUUUAAUUGAGCAUGAAUUUGAAGAAAGUUGGUCUGAUUUCCUCGACAUGUAUGAUUUGCAUGAGAAUGCAUGGUUGGGAUCACUAUAUAGUAACCGACAUUUUUGGGUGCCGGCCUACGUUAGAGACACAUUUUGGGCUGAAAUGUCAACUACACAACGGAGUGAAGGCAUGCAUGCAUUUUUCAAUGACUACAUUAACUCAAAGACCACUCUAAAGCAAUUUGUUGAUCAGUACGAUUCAGCUCUUAGGAUGAAGGUGGAGAAUGAAGCCAUUGCCAACUUCAAUUCAUUUAAUACUGUGAUUCCUUGCAUCAGUCGCUAUCCUCUUGAGGAGCAGUUUCAAAAAGUAUACACAAUUGCUAAGUUCAAAGAAGUACAAGAUGAAUUUCGAGGAUUUCUAUAUUUGACUACCUCGUAUUUCAGAUGCGUGGGUGGAAGAUACACGUACGUAGUAGCUGAUGAGGUUCGAGUGAGUCAUAACUUAAUAAAACAUGCAAAGUACAGUGUUUUGGUCGAUCAAGAUCCCCUGGAUGUUAAAUGCGGUUACAAGUUGUUUGAGUUUAGGGGCAUAUUAUGCAGACACACUCUUCGUAUAUUGGCUCUGCUAGGCAAAAGUACAGUACCAUCAAAAUACAUCUUGGAUUGGUGGAGGAAAGAUAUAAAGUGA
Molecule: messenger RNA, 1080 nt
Organism: Juglans regia (Persian walnut)
Lineage: Eukaryota; Viridiplantae; Streptophyta; Magnoliopsida; Fagales; Juglandaceae
Product: protein FAR1-RELATED SEQUENCE 5-like
Exons: 1
Coding region: 1-1080 (359 amino acids)
Biological process (GO): regulation of DNA-templated transcription
Source: RefSeq, a predicted model, not a curated record